AUGGCCUCCCAAAACCGCGACCCCGCCGCCACCACCGUCGCCGCUGCCCGUAAAGGAGCUGAGCCCUGUGGGGGCGCUGCCCGGGGCCCCGUGGGGAAGAGGCUACAGCAGGAACUGAUGACCCUCAUGAUGUCUGGUGACAAAGGGAUUUCUGCCUUUCCUGAAUCAGACAACCUUUUCAAGUGGGUGGGGACCAUCCAUGGAGCUGCUGGCACGGUCUAUGAGGACCUGAGGUAUAAGCUUUCCCUGGAGUUCCCCAGCGGCUAUCCUUACAACGCACCCACAGUCAAGUUCCUCACACCCUGCUACCACCCCAAUGUGGACACACAUGGGAACAUCUGCCUGGAUAUCCUGAAAGACAAGUGGUCCGCUCUCUACGACGUCAGGACCAUCUUACUAUCCAUCCAGAGCCUGCUAGGAGAACCCAACAUCGACAGCCCUUUGAACACGCACGCAGCAGAGCUCUGGAAAAAUCCUCCAGCUUUCAAGAAGUACCUGCAGGAAACCUACUCGAAGCAGGUGUCCAGCCAAGAGCCCUGAUAGAAGGACCAUCUCUGCCCUGCUCCUCCUCUGUCUUCGUCUUUACUGUCCCUUCA
Molecule: messenger RNA, 596 nt
Organism: Suncus etruscus (white-toothed pygmy shrew)
Lineage: Eukaryota; Metazoa; Chordata; Mammalia; Eulipotyphla; Soricidae
Product: ubiquitin-conjugating enzyme E2 C
Exons: 1
Coding region: 1-540 (179 amino acids)
Source: RefSeq, a predicted model, not a curated record